Molecule: messenger RNA, 5999 nt
Organism: Vicugna pacos (alpaca)
Lineage: Eukaryota; Metazoa; Chordata; Mammalia; Artiodactyla; Camelidae
Gene: CBX6
Product: chromobox 6
Biological process (GO): negative regulation of transcription by RNA polymerase II
Cellular component (GO): chromatin; PRC1 complex
Molecular function (GO): chromatin binding
Source: RefSeq, a predicted model, not a curated record
GCGCGUGCGCGAGCGGUGCAGCACCGGCCGCGGGAGCAGGGAGUAUUAUGGGCUGUGGGUGCCGCUGAGCAAGAUGGAGCUGUCUGCAGUGGGCGAGCGGGUCUUCGCGGCCGAAUCCAUCAUCAAACGGCGGAUCCGAAAGGGACGCAUCGAGUACCUGGUGAAAUGGAAAGGGUGGGCUAUCAAGUACAGCACUUGGGAGCCCGAGGAGAACAUCCUGGACUCGCGGCUCAUUGCAGCCUUCGAGCAGAAGGAGAGGGAGCGUGAGCUGUAUGGGCCCAAGAAGAGGGGACCCAAACCCAAAACUUUCCUCCUGAAGGCGCGGGCCCAGGCAGAGGCCCUCCGCAUCAGUGAUGUCCAUUUCUCCGUCAAGCCGAGCGCCAGCGCCUCCUCGCCCAAGCUGCAUUCCAGCGCUGCCGUGCACCGGCUCAAGAAGGACAUCCGCCGCUGCCACCGCAUGUCCCGCCGCCCCCUCCCCCGCCCAGACCCCCAGGGGGGCAGCCCCGGCCUGCGCCCGCCCAUCUCACCCUUCUCCGAGACCGUGCGUAUCAUCAAUCGCAAGGUCAAGCCGCGGGAGCCCAAGCGGAACCGCAUCAUCCUGAACCUGAAGGUGAUCGACAAGGGCGCGGGCGGAGGCGGCGCUGGGCAGGGGGCCGGGGCCCUUGCUCGCCCCAAAGUCCCCUCGCGGAACCGCGUCAUCGGCAAGAGCAAGAAGUUCAGCGAGAGUAUCCUGCGCACCCAGAUCCGCCACGUGAAGUUCGGCGCCUUCGCGCUGUACAAUAAGCCGCCGCCGCCGGGCCCUCUGCCGCUCCCGCCAGCCGGCAAGGCCGACAUCUCCGCGUCCCCCGGCCCGGGGCUGCUGCUGGCGGCCCCCAGCGCCCCCUUCGACGCCCGCAGCUCCAGCUCCUCCGGCUGCCCCUCACCAGCCCCGCAGUCCUCCUCCGACCCGGAUGAUGCGCCCCCCAAGCUGCUACCCGAGACCACCAACCCAUCUGCUCCCGAUUGGCGGGAGCCCGAGGUACUUGACCUGUCCAUCUCUCCGGAGGCUGCAGCCACCAGUAAGCGGGCGCCUCCCGAUGGCACUGUGGCUGCCAGCCAGGCCCUUCCCGCCGCCCCUGAGCCUGCCGGUGCUGCCUCCGAGCCCGAGGCUGGGGACUGGCGCCCUGAGAUGUCACCUUGUUCCAACGUGGUCGUCACUGAUGUCACCAGCAACCUCCUGACGGUUACUAUCAAGGAAUUCUGCAACCCUGAGGAUUUCGAGAAGGUGGCUGCUGGGGUAGCAGGCGCUGCAGCGGUGGGUGGCAGCAGUGGGGUGAGCAAGUGAGGGGGCUCCACUAAGGAGGGGGGCUUGGGGGGGCCCUCCUGCCCAAAGUCAUACUCUUGCUCCCGCCCCUGCCCCCAACUCAGACAACCCUGCCUGUGCUUUGCUUGUUUCGAAUGGCUCGGUGUUGACCCCGGGAUGGGGCUGGGGGCUGAAGCCCAAUGGGAGGGGCAGUCCUAGAAAGGGUUGGGGCUAGGGUGGGGCCAGGGCACUGGGAAGUCCUCCUUCUUGUCUCUAGGCACCCUCCCUGCCCAUGCACAGUGGGGCCUGCUGUGUGGCUCCUGGGGAGCCCCAGAACCUGGGGUUCAGCUGCCCCCUCCACAUCCCACCCUGUCUCCCCAGCUUGCUUCCAGCUCUCGCACACAGCAUCUGAUUUCUCGGUGCUAACCCGGCAGCUGCGGGGCCCCUUAGAGGACCCCAUUCUAGCAUGGGCACCGUCCCUCUCCUUCCUCCAGAUGCCUGGGCAGGAGGGGCAGGGAUGGGAAACCAGACAGAGGCUGAGGUGAAGCCGGCCUUGGCCCCUUCCCCUACAUCAACAAGGGCCCACUUUUGGGCAAGACCCAAUCAGGCCCCCUUGGGUCCCACCCACCCACCUCUUUCCCUCUGGAAGGUCGGAGGAAUUGGCAUGGACCUCACCUGCCGCAGCCUCCCAGCAUCUAAAGGCCCUUCAGUUCUUGACCAAAGGUGCUACCACAACCUGGUGCGCAGACUUUCGACUGCGUGUGCGUCUGCUGCCCUUGGCGCAUCUGCGUGUGUCCGUGUGUGCGUUGGGCACUGGGCCCAGGCUCUCCAGGCUGCGCCCUUUAGGGUUCUUUAGGAUAGGGUCGUCAAAUUGAAGGCCUGGACCUUCCUUUGCCAUCGGCGAGGCCUGGGACCUGGCCCAGGUCGGAGGAGUUUGCUGUGGACGCUGACCCUCCUGGGCCGUGUGUGCAGGGGGUGCGUGCCCCAUGCCCUUCCCCUGUGGGGUGGUCAGCCCACCCUGUCGGGUCUUGGCUACAAAUGCGGCAUGGUGGGGCCUAAGGCAGAGGGGAGACCCCCAUCACAAGCUUCACCUUCUUCCUGGGUGUUAGGGGGGGAGGAGGGAGCCUGGACAUCGUUCAGUGGGUCUCUGGUUUCUCCAGCCCCCUGUCUCUUGCUUCUGACCGCCAAGGCUUUCUCACAGCCCGGCCUGCUCGAAGCAGAGGGAGGCCUCGUGCCCCGGGCAGCUUCUCUUUCCCACUGCUGCCAGGUAGCUGAGGUGUCCAUGGCAGUGGCAGAGACCAAAGCCCCAGUUUUAGGCUGGGCACUGGAAGGGUAGGCAGGCCAAAAGGGGGACGGAAGACGGGGCCUGUGUCCUUCAGGAGGGCAACUGUGUGUGGGACCAGGGGCCUGGUGCACAGGGGAGGCAGCCCUGCCAGCCAGCCCUGGGACUCUGCCCGGGCUCAGUUUGGCAUGAGUGGCAGGUCUUUGCUGGAGCUGGCUUCCUGGUGUCUCAGCUCAGAACGCUGAUGGCAAAAGGAGGGGGCAGAAAGGGAAUUCAAUUCGGUAACAAACGCCUUGGUCCUAAGCAUGGGAGAACUCUUUCUUCUGAAUCUCUCUGCCAGGGGCCACGGCAAGGCCCCGUCCCUCCCCACCCUAGGAUGGAGGACAAGGGCCCUCACAGGGUUUGGGGGGCUGGCACUCCUGGACCCCUCCCCACCCUGCCCUUUGUGUUGGCUCUGUGGCCGUCCAAGUGCCAAUUGGCUUUCCCCCAAAUAAGGGCUGGUAUUUCUCCUCUGUCCUUAGAGGUGAUUUCCCCCCGACCCCUACCCCAGGUGAGCAUCCACCUGGGUGCCAGUUACAGGUGUUUCCAGAGACCAUAGAAAUGUGUUUUCCUGAGAGUCCAUGUCAUUCGUGACCUUUUUGUAAAGAAGUUGUGUUUUCAGAGGUGAUUUUAUGACAGGAAAGUGAAAGAGUUAGUUUUGCAAAAAACAGAAAAAACAAAAAAAGAGGAAAAAAAGAAAAAAGAAAUAGAAAAAAAUAUUGUGGGAUUCCUAUGGGUUUGGGGGGGUGGGGAGAAAGAUAUUUAAAGAAAAACUAGUAACGCAGUGAUUGCACAGGUGAGGCGGCAAUGUUGUUAGGACGUGGCUAGAGGCCCAGGCCCAGCUGGGAGGGCCCAGGGGUGAAGGCAGCUGCCCUCCUUCCUUGCUGGGCCCAGAUUCCACAUCUGUUUUCGCUCAAAGGGAAGGAUGACCCCUCAUCCCAAGGGAACUUGCCAGAAGCUGCAGGAGCUGGGCAGACAGCGCUGAGAUUUGGGGAGGUUGGGGUCCACAGGAGUCCUACUGUAGCUGGGACCCAUCAUUGGUGACUUUCUGCAGGAAGGCUGGUGAGCAGGUGCAGUUGGGUUCCUUGCCCUUUGCCAGCCUAUUGGGCCAUCUGGUCCCUCCACGGCCACCCCAUGAGGGAAUCUCCCCAUCACCCCGAAGACCAUGACACCCCUGAGCUUCCCUAGCCAGGUGGGGGAUGCAGGCUUCAGGAAGACAGGGCUGUGGACUCUGGGAGAAUCUUCGGUGGUGAUCAUAGGGGGCUGGGGGUAACCGCAGGGAGAGGGAGUGCCCACACGUUCUGUUUCCACAGGCGGGUCGCUGCCCUUGACUCCCAGGUGGGCAGCUCCCCUGGGGGGCCUGAGUGGGCACCAGGUCAAGAGCAAGCGGAGCCCGCCUUACCUCUCUCCCAGGGUGGCUCUGAACGGGGUCCCACAGCCCCCACCCCCCAACUCUUGCACAGAUCAGCCUCCCAUGGGCCCUUCCUCCCCCAUUGCUGCUUUUCCGUUUGCCUAAUUACCAAGCAGAAGUUGCAGUCUGGUUUGCUUUAUUUUUAUAUGUGAAAUAUCCCCUCAAAGCCUAAUCUUUCCCCAUGUUGAAUAUUGGUUGAGGUCAUCCCCCCUUAGUGCCACCCUCUCCCCACCCCCACGUCAUAGGAAACAGAUGAGGUCUGGUGUCUCUAGCUUGAGAUGGGAAGUUGGGACCCCUUCUGGUCUCGUUCCCCUCUCGGAUCUUCAGUUUGCCCUUCUGUGAAAUGGGUGUAUUGGGCGUCAAGGCCUUUUCAUAGAGCGCUGCUUGUGUCCAGGCAGCUGCUGAAGAUUAGGUGGUGGUUGAGGUUGCUGGCACUGGGGCCUCCAACCUCCCACAGCCCCCUUUCAUUCUCACCCUGCAAAAUGGUCAUGGUCAGAAUGGGCUGAGCCCUCUCUGCUCCAAAAAUAGGUGAUGAUCAAGUCCCCAACCUCAGUGUGAGGCAGGCAGAGUGGGAGGGGUCACCCUACUUAAAAGACCAAGAAGCGGGCUCUGAGAGGCCAAACCGCUUCCCUGGAGUGAAGAGCCCAGCUGCUCUGGCCUUUGGAGGAAAACCUCUUGGGGGGUGGGGGCAGAAGCCCCUGCAAAGCCUGGGGCAUACCCCUGAGCCAGGUGGCUCUGGGCAAGCGGUCAGCCCAGUGGAGGAAACCGUUAGCUCGGGGAGCUGGGCUGCCACCAGCCUUUCUAGCCUCUGGGGGGACCCAAGUGGACACACCGUCUUUCCUACCUUUGGGGAUUUAUGUUGGUUUUUCCGGUGUGUUUUGUUUUGUUUUGUUUUGUUUUUGCACUUGGCCCACGCAGGACAGUGGAGCCCGCCUGGUCACUCCCACUUUCGGGCUCCCAUGCACUAGCCCAAGGCAGCCUCUUGGGGGCUUGUAUGGUUUAAGGAAUCACUUUUGAAAAAAGAAAAAAAAAAGGAAAGCGUUUAAAGGUUUUCGUUGUUUUCUCUGUCUGCAUCUCCUCUCAGAUUCAGAAAGCCCAGAAUCAGGAGCGAAAGCUCCAGGAGAGGGUCUUCCCAGCCUGACCCCAUCUUCCUGACAGUCCACGAGAUGCCAGAAUAGGGGGACAGGCUGGGUGGGGACUGAGGACCCUGCCUCCCAGGCCUCCCUCUCCCCGCCUUGAAGGACUCAGCAUCCUACUCCAACAGUGAGUGAGCGCCUACUGUAUGCAGAGCUUCGGCUAAGCCAAGGGGAGUUGGUGGUCUAACAAGAGACCCCUUGCAAGAGGCCAAGCUAGAGGGAACCAGGGGUUCUGGGGCCUGCCCCUGCUGUUGGGCAGAGUAGAGAUGGAGACUUCUUGUUGUUGGUUUUAAUUUAAAAACACAAAGGCCUAAAGAAAUGUAUCUUAUAAUUUUUUUAAUUUUUUAAAAGCUCAUUUAAUGAAUUGUGCACGAAUGAAUUCUAUAUAUAUAAAAUAUACAUAUAUAGCUCUAUAUUUGGGGAGGGGCGCUGUCUCUUUUUUUCUCUCUCUCAUUUUAAAAAUGAAGUGUUGUUGCCUUUGUCUGUGGUUCAACCAUCCAGCUCCCAGCUGGCUAAACUUUGCCUCCAGUGGUUCAAGACAGGAAACUAGUAGGAUAAGCAGGAGUCCAGAAACGGAGAUGCCACCCCAGGGUGGGGCCGGGUUCUGGUCCACCUGCCUGGCUCCCAGAGGCUGUGGGUGGCGAAGACAGCUUGUGUUGUCGGGUGUGGGUUUUGGUUCUGUUCUGGAUUUGGUUGUUUCUGGGCCGGGGGUGGGGGGUCUGUGCUGAUUACUCUCGUCUUGUACGUUUUGUUCUGCUGCUCUUCAAUAUUGUAUCAAUGCCAGGAAGGGGGCGUGAAAAGCCUCUUUUGCCCCCCAAAUAAAUUGUCACAUUCCGAAGCUAAUGUCUA